Messenger RNA from Symbiodinium pilosum, 318 nucleotides. NCBI's taxonomy places the organism in Eukaryota, Dinophyceae, Suessiales, Symbiodiniaceae. The record is from the annotation of a GenBank genome assembly.
AUGGCCACGACAUCAUUCCCGUACGCGACGCUCUGCGUCCAGGGGAUCAAGGAUGGGGUCACCAGCGAGGCACUUGAGGCUCAGUUUGAGCAUUAUGGAAGAGUGCGGAAUUGCAACAUCACGCAGAACAAGAACAUGAAGGGGGUGCCAGACACUCGGAUUGCGCUGGUGGAGUUCGCCCGCCGAGAUGAUGCGCGGAAGGCUAUGCAGGAGCUGAAUGGCCGAAACGUGCAGGGCAAGUGCGUGAUGAUCAGGUUCGCCCGGAGCUCCGCAGGCAUGCGACCAGCAGCUGCACCAGCUGUGCGACGUGGUGUGCCA